AUGGCCUCAGUACACCAUUUUUAUGUGUUGCUAGUGCACCUCAGUACCCUUGCAUUCCUGUUGUCCAAAGCACCAACUGCUACUCAAGCAACGACAACCAUGGUCAAUCCAGGCUGCGCUGAUCAUUGUGGGAAUUUAAGCAUCCCAUACCCAUUUGGCAUCACUAAAGACUGUUAUCUAGACGAAGCCAUCCUCAUCACUUGCAACCACUCUUUCAACCCUCCCAUAGGAUUUUUGAGAACCAGUGAGGGGCUGCAGAAUUCUUCCACAACUGGAUGCAUGUCUAAAUGUGACAACCUCAACAGUAUCGCUGAUGGUUCUUGUUCCGGAGUUGGCUGUUGCCAGACAUCCAUCCCUAAAGGGGUGUGGGGCAUUGAUAUCGAGUUACAUAGCUAUAGUAACUAUACAAAUCUAUCAGGCUCCAAUCCUUGCGGCUAUGCCUUUGUUGCCGAACAAAGUGAUUUCAAAUUCACACCGACUUACCUUAGAAAACUGCAAAACACAAGCAUGCUUCCGAUGGUGGUCGAUUGGGCCGUUGGAAACGAAACAUGUGAGGUGGCUGAAAAAAAACUCGGCUACUUUUGCAUGCAAAGACAAUACCAAGUGUUACAAACCGAUAAUGGUUAUGCCACUUCUGGGUAUCGCUGUGAUUGCAUGGAGGGGUACGAAGGUAACCCAUACCUUGGCUGCCAAGCUAGUCAGGCAACUACUGGUGGGGAUUAUCACACUGUUGCUCCUCUUACUAGUGAAGAGAUCAUAUAUUUGCUUGUGUCCUGA
Molecule: messenger RNA, 777 nt
Organism: Ilex paraguariensis (yerba mate)
Lineage: Eukaryota; Viridiplantae; Streptophyta; Magnoliopsida; Aquifoliales; Aquifoliaceae
Source: the annotation of a GenBank genome assembly